UUUUAUGCUGAAUCGCUCGCACCACCACCACACCAACAAACCAAGCAAAGAUCGUUGCGGCUCUCUCAUUGUUUAUUGAACCGUCAUCCGCGGACAACGACAAUCGUCUUGAAGUACAUAAUUCAAAUAAAGUGCGCUUCACGGCUUGGUGUUCUCGAAGAAAAGUGAUUUUCCAGUGAUUUCCCGUCGUUUCGUAACUUUCUACAAAGUACACCGUACCAUAAUGUCCGAAGAGGAAUCUCAACUGACUAGCGAAGAGGAGGAAGAGGAGGAGCCAGCGCCUACCCCAAAGAAGGGACGCGGUCGUCCGGCGAAAAAAACCAGCGCGACCCCAUCCAGCGCUGAGCGCGAACUUAGCAGCAGCUUCCGUGCGAAUGCUGUUAUUGGAAAGCUGGAAUCGAUGCUCACCGCAUUCAAGGGUUCCCUGUGGGGCCACUCGGCAGCACCGGGAACGCCGGUCCCACAGAUGGACCGCAUUUCUUCUGGGCCAAAACAUGAUGAAGUACCACCACUACCAGGCCCAGCCACUGUUGUAGUAGCUGGUGUUGCUGCCACCCCCGCUUCAACCAAUGCCGAGCAGAGCAGCGACGCCAUCCCUUCUUUGGUCGAGCGUUUUUCUACUCCACCGUGUGAUAUUGCAGUAGCCGCAGAGGAGGACACCGUCACUCUGCAUCGAUCGGUGGCAAGCGAUACAACGUGGAACGCUCCAGAAGAGGCACACUCCCCCGAGCAGUGGUACUCUCCAGCCGUAAAUCGUACGAUAACGUUCAUAAAAGAAGAGCCACCACAGUUCCCGCAGGAAUCACUGCAAACUAACGAGAUAUCCGCGGCCCCACCCUCAACCGAAGCACCAGUCAAUAUCGAAUUCAAGGUAUCCGAUGCAUCGCUAUUCUUAACACCCCAGCAGCAGUCGCCUAUCGCAGAUACAUCGCCCACUCAAUCGUCGACAUCGUCGUCGACGGAUUUUGCGCUGGGUGACCUACCCAAACAGCAGCUAGAAAAUCAGUUCGUAACGAACAUCGAAAUCGACACCGACGGCGACGAUCAGUUCCAGCCAGCGCAAAACUUCCAGUUUGCGGCGUCCGAUUUCGACUUUCUGCUGUCGAAGGGCGGCGUAGGAGAUGAUCAGGCGGUGGAUGGACCGCGCGAUUCUUUGCUGUUAAAAUUCGAUCCACUGCUGAAGGCCGCGCCCCUGAUCAGCAGCCAGCGGCUCAGUGUGACUCGGGAGGAAACACCGGAAGAGGUUGGCGCCGGAGAGUUGGAGCAGUUGCCGGACUUUGCUGAAGGUGUCAUAGAAAUCAACAGCAGCAGCAAUCCACCGCCGCCAAUAAUCGUAGAAACUGCUCCCGCAGCUGAGGACGGCGAAGGCAAAAGCCCCGAACCACAACAACAACAGCAGCAGCAGUCGCCGCAGGAAAGCGGCAGCGUCGUGGGCGAACUUGGAGGUGGGGGUGUUCUGUUGACGGGACUGGAAACGAGCGGGUUCAUAGCCGUUGCCGCCGUUUCACCAUACGCCUGCACGACUGACAUGAGUAUGAACGUCGACGAGGAGGCAACAAUCCCACAGCCCCACUGCGCAGAUGACGAAGAAGCGGACGAAAAAAUGAGCGUUGACAAUACGAUGAUACUGGACGGGGGCGAAAGCUCCUGCUCGCUGGCAGAACGAAACAUGAGCUACAUGGAGCCGGAUCAGGAUUCAAAUGGCACCGGUGUUAGUCCCGGCAGUGCCAACAGUGAGACAGUGGUCGGCAAGAAGAGUAAAAAUGAAUCCCUGAAAAUCGAAGAGCUGCAGAAAAAACUCGCCGAUGCGGAGCACCGCGAGGAGGCCCUGCUAAAACGAAUCACCGACAAGGACAAAACCAUCUCCAAAAUGAGCGGCGUAGUGGAAGCAUAUGAACGUGCCAUCGCCGAUCUGAUCACCCAGAAGGAACAGACGACGCAAAGCUACGAAAAAACUUGCGAAGCCCUUAAGGCGGAUAGUGACAUAAACGCGGAGCACCUGGAGUCUUUGGAGAAAACCUUCUCCGAUCUGCAUGCCAAGUAUGAACGGAUGAAGGUCAUCACCGACGAUUACAAGGAACGGGAGGAGGAACUUGUCAACGAGCGGAAUCGGUUUGAGGAGAGCCUCCGGAUGCAGGAAAAGCGCUACGAAAACAUGAAGAGCCACGCCAUGACGCAGCUAGACAUUGCAAACAACAAACUGGCCGACCUGGUCCGGAACCAUGCCCAGGAGGUGACAAAGCUGAAGGCCCUUCUGAAGAAAGAGGAAAUUUAUCGGGCCUCGGUGAACGAGCAGCUUAGCCAGAAGUCGCGAGAGAACGAAGAGCUGGUGAAGAUAUGUGAAGAGUUAAUUAAUGGGGCUGCGAAUUAAGAAGUUUGGUUUUUGGUGCGCGAAUAUGUUAGUGAUUGUGUGUGCGAAGUUCGGUAAAAAUGCAGAACGAAUUAAUCUAGCGAUAAGACAUUGAAUUUACUAUACGGUAAUCUCGAAACAAUACUGAAAUACACAUGUUAAACCUUCAACUUCAAUAAAAAGCAAGGAAAGUGCGUUUCCUUCUGUACUAUGGAUGUCUUCCAAA
Armigeres subalbatus is the source of this 2576-nucleotide messenger RNA. RefSeq names its product transforming acidic coiled-coil-containing protein 2 (gene tacc). The coding region runs from base 224 to 2371 and encodes 715 amino acids. The transcript has 6 exons. Lineage: Eukaryota; Metazoa; Arthropoda; Insecta; Diptera; Culicidae. Gene Ontology annotation, cellular component: cytoplasm. The record is from RefSeq and is a predicted model, not a curated record. Gene Ontology annotation, biological process: cerebral cortex development; mitotic spindle organization; cell population proliferation.